Molecule: messenger RNA, 768 nt
Organism: Daphnia magna
Lineage: Eukaryota; Metazoa; Arthropoda; Branchiopoda; Diplostraca; Daphniidae
Exons: 4
Coding region: 148-660 (170 amino acids)
Source: RefSeq, a predicted model, not a curated record
AGGUGCCGCCAUUUCUAUCUCCAGUUUUACUAAAUCGAGUCGUGUUAGGUCAGUACUCAGUAGGUCACUGGUUCGUUCAUAAGUAAUAUCACUAUCACCAGGUCUGGUUAGCAUCUCGAAUCUCUUGUAACGUUAGCACGUUAAAAUAUGUGGGGUUAUUUGAUUUUCUGUUCACUCUUGUUGAGCCACGUUUUCACCCCAUCUUUCCAGUCUCCUCAAAGUUCGUUUUUUAGAUGGUCAACAGAUGAAGUCAAAGAGGAUCUCACUACUGAUAGCCAAACCACAUCAGUAUACACAGAUAAACCUAAAGUAGACAUUGAGCAGAGUUUGCAAUUUCCUGUUAAAGAAAAACUUACACAUGAAUUGAUGCCUCCAAUACCUGUUAAUUUAUCUGGUUCUGAACAGAGAGAAAAUUUAAAGUUACCAAAUACGACGGGGCCUCUGAGAAGCAAUUUCACAUCUGGAUUGAGAAGUUUUAUUGGUGACGAAGUAAGCUCAUUUCUUGCAACCGGCGUAGUCUUUUUAGGAGCCUUAUUAGGUCGUGAGGGAUGUGACCUGAAAGCUGCAUGCUUAGUUGGGUCAUUAGUACCACCUUUACAGGGAAGGGAUAUAGCUGUAAUCAGAACCAAUAAUACCAGAAGUCUGGAAGGUGUUCUAUGAAGCUGCCAAAUCAAGUAUUAUUCAAGGACGAGAUUGUAGUCAGUUUGAUUGUGUGUAAUUUCUGUAUUUCUUUAGUUUAAUAAUGAAAAAAUGUUUCGAUGCUUAAAA